UUUUGGUCCUAGAAAAGGCCUGAAAUAGAACAAACGAAACCGGCUCUUCGCACCGAAGCCAUUCGUUGCUUGAACCUGCCCCUUCGCCCGCAUCUAAAGGGGUUGUCCUUAAACCCUUGUGCGCCUCUUCCCCUACGCAACAAGAACUCUCGCAUUUCUUUCUCUGAGCCUCUCGCCCUGUGCACUGAUUCUGGUAUCUAUUUCUUCUAUUCCGAAAAAUCUUGUCAUUUUGUUAACAAAUUUGAGUGUGAUGGCGACGCGGAUGGCUGCGAGAUUUGUGUCCAGAAGACUGUAUAGCAGUGGCAAUGGCAGAGUACUUAGUGAGGAGGAAAAAGCUGCAGAAAAUGUUUACAUUAAGAAAACUGAGCAAGAGAAAUUAGAGAAGCUUGCUCGCAAGGGUCCUCAACCAGACAGUAAGGCAGCGGCAGGCUCGGGGGGUUCAGUAACUGACGCCAAACCCAGCUUGGAUUCUACAGGAACAUCAUCUGCCGAGAAAGUUUCUACUGACCAGUACCGGAACUAUGCAGUUGUUGCUGGGACCAUUACAAUUCUUGGUGCUUUGGGAUGGUACCUUAAAGGCACUGCGAAGAAGCCAGAAGCGCAGGAUUGAGGCUUGCUUCGAUAGUUGCACUGCCUUGAUGCAUGUUGCCAUAGUUUGGUAAUGGUUGUAGCAGCUAGACAAAUAAAUGACCACACAAUACCUGUGUUCUACGUUCCAACAUACUAUCAAUAUGAUUGGCUUCUUUUAUGUUUCUCAAUAAUUUGCAGUUUGCAGAUGAUCUAUAUUCUCUGGAUUCUACGCACUUUGCGUGAGGACUGAGUCACAUCGAAUUUGUUUUGAUUGAAAUUGUUCUAAUGGCGUGAGAUUAUU
This is a messenger RNA of Neltuma alba, 871 nucleotides long. RefSeq lists its product as uncharacterized. The record is from RefSeq and is a predicted model, not a curated record. Gene Ontology annotation, cellular component: respiratory chain complex I. NCBI's taxonomy places the organism in Eukaryota, Viridiplantae, Streptophyta, Magnoliopsida, Fabales, Fabaceae. The transcript is spliced from 4 exons. Bases 251 to 610 code for a protein of 119 amino acids.